Molecule: messenger RNA, 998 nt
Organism: Carya illinoinensis
Lineage: Eukaryota; Viridiplantae; Streptophyta; Magnoliopsida; Fagales; Juglandaceae
Product: glutathione S-transferase U10-like
Exons: 2
Coding region: 124-801 (225 amino acids)
Biological process (GO): glutathione metabolic process
Cellular component (GO): cytoplasm
Molecular function (GO): glutathione transferase activity
Source: RefSeq, a predicted model, not a curated record
GACUAAACCAGAUGAUUACUCUCACCAAACACCAAAAGCCAACGCAAGAAAUCCCACAGAUGAAGCUGAUCUAUAAAUGCCCCAAAACUGCAUGGCAGCUAUGCAUUAGAGACAGAGACAACAAUGGAGAAACAAAAUGAGGUUGUGGUGUUUGGGACAUGGGCCAGCGCCUACUGCACGAGAGUUGAGAUAGCCCUUGCACUCAAGGGCAUACCUUAUGAGUACAAAGAGGAAGAUCUGACAAAUAAGAGUGAGUCGCUUUUGUACUACAAUCCUGUUCACAAGAAGGUACCUGUUCUUGUUCAUAAUGGGAAAUCCAUUGCCGAGUCACUUGUUAUUCUCGAGUACAUCGAUGAUUGCUGGAAACACGCACCAAAACUACUGCCAGAGGAUCCUUACCUGAGGGCCAAACUUCGCUUUUGGGCCAACUUCUAUGAUCAGAAGUUUAUGGCAAGUGCCACACAGAUCAUCAUGUCAAGAGGCGAAGAGAGAGAACGAGCGAUCAAAGAUUUCGGCGAGGUGCUUAAGGUGUUUGAGGAUGGAGUCAAAAAGGAUAUUCCUGCAGAAUUUCCUUGUUUUGACGGCAAGAACUUGGGGUUUCUCGAUAUUGUUGUGGGCACGAUUGCUUGCAACUACGAAGCUUUUCAUGAAGCGGUAGCAGUGAUUUUCAGCCCUGAAACGAACCCAACAUUUUGGUCGUGGGUAACUGCUCUGAAGAACCACCCAUUGAUGAAAGAGAUGCUCCCACCUCAUGACAAGUUGGUUGCCGUGAUGAGACAAAAGUAUUUCCAGUCUGCUUGAGUUUGAUCCUUGUGCUGCCUUUCAGAAAUCUUAUUGAAUGAGCCAAGAUUUGUGUUCUUUGGUACUAUCGACUAAUGGCCUAUAAAUAAUGUCGUUUCGAUUGGCAUCCUUACCUUUUUUUUUUAUUUAGAAAAAAAUGGUGUGUAUUAGAUGCUAAAAGAGUAAUACUAAAUAUAAGUCGGAUUGGUUACAUUUUA